Molecule: messenger RNA, 6382 nt
Organism: Nezara viridula (southern green stink bug)
Lineage: Eukaryota; Metazoa; Arthropoda; Insecta; Hemiptera; Pentatomidae
Source: the annotation of a GenBank genome assembly
UGAUUUUAAAGAUUUAAGCGCAUAUUGUGAUUGUUUAAGUAUUAAGCUCAGAUCAUUCGAAGAAACGCGUAUGGCUCAAUGAAAAAAAUAUAUAUAUAUUUUCUGUUUUGGGGAAACUUCAGCCCGAAACCUCCCUCCGUUUACUCUCCACGUAGGUUUUCCACGAAGCUCGGACCUUGGAGGAGUUCCGUUUUCGCCGGCACUGGUGCUGAACCAGAUCCUUGGAUUGAAAACAGAAGUUACAAUUACUGCCAGGGAGAUUUCAAUAAGUUACCUCAGGGCGGGGAGGGGGCGUAUAAAAAGGUAGGACUCCGGAGCGAAGGGAGUAGAUACCAUGAGGAUCUCUUCGGCGGCUGUUCUUGUUCUGUUGGUGGCGCUCAACUCCUGCGGGGGGCAGCAGCUCGGUAGUAUCGGUCCCCUCGACAUACAGAAGAUCCUCUCGGACAAGGUCUACGUCCAGCAGCAGCUCAACUGCGUCCUCGAUCAGGGGCAGUGCGAUGCCGUCGGCAACCAGCUCAGGCGUGUGAUACCUGAAGUCCUUGAAAGGAAUUGUAGAUUUUGUACUCCUCAGCAAGCACAGAAUGCUCGGAAUGUCGUCAAUUACAUCAGCCAAAACUACCCCGAUGAAUGGUCUCAGAUUCAAAGGAGGUUCUCACGUCAGUAAGGACAGAUAUUUAAAAUUAUGGUUAAUAUAUCUAAACCUUAUUACCUGUUACAUAUUUGUUAAAAGUAAAGGAUAAUUGUGUGUAAUUAGAAUUUAAUUUUCAAUAAAUGACUAGUCUAAUAUUUUUUAAUGUAACAUUGUGACAAUAAUUUGCAUUUAAUAAAUGUUUCAUCUAAAAUAACAACAUUGUUGCUUAGAAUAUAUCAUAUUUUAGUUAAUAUUGAACUGUGGAUCAUAAUUUCUUUUUUUUUUUUUUUUUUUUUUGAAAAUCAUACCUAAGAAUCAUUACAUUACAAACUUAAAUAAAAAAAAGUCAAGGUUGUGAGCAGUCAAUAAGAAAUAUUUAAUAAUUGUUAUAUUGUACAAUUUCGAGAUAGUUUUUAAACUAGUCUUAUACAUAUCCUUUUUGGAGUAAAUUAAAAAAAUUACUGCAUAUUAAAUAAAGAAUAUCUCAUUUAUGCAAUUUUUUUCAAUAAAUAAUCUAAUAAUUAAUUAAAUCAAUAAAUUGUUGACAUUUUUGUUGUUAUCAAGAGAUGUUUUUAGCAUAGCACGCUAAUUUUGCAGACAAAUCUGGCUAUAAUUAUCUUAUAAUUUAUUUCUUCAUCUAGUUAUUUUUAUAAUCUAAAACUUAAAGGCAGAUAGGUGUCCAUUAAAAGAAAAAUUAAAAAAUCUUCAAAUAACAUCAAUUUAUAGAAAAUAUGUAAAGGAAAAAUAAAAAGAAUUUUACAGGUCAUUGCAUUAAAAGUACUUAAAUAUAAUUAAAGUCUUGUCCUACAGAAAUAAUCGCAAUCUUAGUUUAUAUAUGUUAUUAGUUUUUAAUUUCAAUAUUCUGCCUUAGCAAAUAAGGAAAAACAAAUCUAAUAAUUUUUUUAUUCAAAUGUUGCAUAGUUAAACCAUUAAAAUCCUCUCUCAUCUGUAGUGAUAUAAAUAAAAAUUAUAUGUAGGCAUAUAUUUCCAUUUUUUUCCUGACUAAUCAUCCAUUUAGUUGUAAAAAUUAAUUGUUGAAAUAAAAAGCUUAUCAGUUGUUUUUGUCAGGAAUCAAAAGUAUUAACAAUAUUUAUGAAUCUCGACUAAUCCUAUGAAUUAUAAUCAUUAGAUUAUCUCAAAAAAGUAUUAAUGAAAUCAGAUCAAUCUCAAUCAUUCUGUAAAGAUUGAUUGAUCAGUCAUAAUUAAUCUUCUUAGUGUUAACUAUGGAUCAAUUUCGAUAAGCGCUGUAUAUUUUUAAUUCUAGUAAUACCAAAACUAGUAUACCCCAGCGAGAACUCAUACAUUAGAUAACUGUUUUUCUCCCUAAGUGACCUUGGGGACUCCAGAACUAUCCUCCUUUGUUCACCUUUUUAAUAGAUUGUUAGUUUGUUAUAGAUGAUGAUAAAUAGCGAUAUUUUAGUUUUUAAAAUCCUAUCCCACCUAGAAAACUUCCAAAUGACGUACACUUUAUUUCGAAAAUGGUACAUUUUUUGGGCUUUACAAUGCAGGAAAUUUUCAAAACAUGGUUUAUCCAGUCUUCAUUCAUCAACCUACCAAUGUCGAUUUUUUGAAACCUCCUAUUUUUUUGUAAUCACUCAGUUGUGGUAGGAGUUCAGUGAUCAAAAUUAACAUUUGUCACUUCUCCAUGAAAUUCCCUUUCGCUUGAUAUCUCAAUCUUCAUAAUCCAUCGCUUCUGGAGGUGGAAAAGGAAAUUAAUUAUUCUACAGUAUUAUGUAUAGUUUAGAUUUAUUUUUUCUUUCUUAAACCUCUUGACAGUUUAGAUUACAAUAUAAUUUUUAAUGAUAUCUAUGGAGAGGGGGAGGGGGCUUCUCAUCCGUUUUUGUUCUGACAAAGUUCAAAGUUAGCCGAUUUUAGCUAAAUUUGGAGAAAUAAACUUCAAAUUAAUUGCAUAUUGAUGAAAUAAAAAGCCCAAUUUUGUUUUAAUUUUAAAUUUCUUAUUUGACACUUCCAAUUCAUUUCAACUCCUUGUUUCCCCUAUCCUAUUUUUUCUCUCUCUCUUACAUAGAUUUAAAACUCAGGCAAUGCAUUGAACUGAAACAUCUUUUUUUUUUUUUUUAGAAAUUAAAUUUUAACUUUUCAUCAUAGAAAUGUUGAUUUUUUAUUGUUAGUAUAUUUUUUUAUUCUUUUGUGAUAUUUGUAAAGAAAUUUUAAAUACAUAAUUGAGCUAUUAUUAUUUAUAAUUAUAUUUUAAUUAUUUAUAUUUCUACUCAAGACAUAAUUUGUUUUAUAAUUAUACUUGAUAGAAUAUAAUAAUUAUGAUGUGAUAAUAAUUUAGCAAAUAUCUCCAUUGGAUUCUUGUUGUUAAAAAAUGUUGGUUUGUAAUAAAACAGUUAUGAGUAUAUAAUAUAAACUAUUAAUGAUUGUCAGUAAAAUUAAAAAAUCGAUUAAGCAAUAUCAAUUUCUGUAAAUACCACAAAAACUGAUAAUUGUAAAUAUGUUAUUUAAGUAUAAAUAAAACUUAUUCAUGUGUAUCAUUUAGUUUUUUUUUUUUUUUCAAUUUAACAUUGAUUUUAGAGCUUUUUAUAUUCCAUCAGCCAGCUUAUAUUCCUUUUUUUAAACAAAAUAUGAGAUUCUUUGUUAGAAAUAAAUUAAUGAAAUUCAUGUAAAUGUUAGUAUAGUAACUUAAAUUUAACUGAAUAUUUAAAAUGAAACAAUAUUAGCAUUAAAAUAAUGGACACCAUAUACUCUUGAUAUAAACUCAAUUACAAUCCUGUAGAAAGAAAAUAAUAGAGAAAUGAGAUUAAUACUCUUAUAUAAAAAAUACACUUAGGGUAGAUUCUUCACUAUUAAUCAGACAAUAUGUCAUUUCGAUUGAUUUAAAUAAUGUCUCAUUCAUUUAGUUGGACAGCAUUAAAAAAUUAAGUAUGAUUUUUAAAUUAAAAGUGUUCAAGUAAUUUAAAAAUAUUUGAUAAUCCAGACACUUGGUUAUGAUUACAACAAACUAAUUAAAUCUUAGUAAACUAAAAAUUAAAACUGGAGUGACUACCUCUGUUAACUAUGAUGAAAAAAUAUCCAACGAAGAGUUUAUUUUUAAUUGUUACAUUACAGCAUUAAUGUCCCGUGAUUAGUUUUCAGUACUAUAUAAUAAAUAUAUUUAUAGUUUUAAUCAUAAAGAUGAUUUGUUUUGCUAAUCUCAUCUCAGUUCAUAGGUCAAAAUUGAGAUAUACAGGUAUAUCAUGUAGUAAUGAGAUUAAAGUUAAGGUAUAGGAAACAGUUUAUUUUUGAGAAAAAAACAAAAAAAACUAUAAUCCAAUUUUAUCAAAAUCUCAAAACACAUUAUCUCCAAUAAAUCUCACAACACAUUAUCUAAAAAUAAUCAAAACAAUUAUCUCAAGUAAAUCUCACAACACAUAAUUCAUGCUGUUUUUUAGGUAGUCGCUAAUGCUCCAAACAAUAAUUAAACAAAAUAAACUUUGGUUUAUUUUAUUCACUAAUCUUUGAGAGAUAUGGGAAGGUAAAAAAAAACAAAUAUUCAACUGAAAAAAUCAACACAAUUUAUUCACAUAUUGUGACUAGGUUUAGGACAACGAUUCUUCGCAGGAAAAAUAUUCUUCACAUAACAAUAUCUGAUAAAGAAGAUUUUUAUAACAAAAUAAUCUUUAUUUACAACAUUAGGAGAAAGAUAAUUUCUCAAGAAGUUCACAAAACUCAAUAAUGUGACUUCAAGAAAUGAUCAAGAUAAGAAAAUUAAAAGUGAAAAUUUGGAAUUUAAACAGAUUAGUAAAAUAAACAGACAAAAUUAAUAUAAUGUACGUAUACAUUUAUAUAGGACUAUGCCAAAAUCAUAAAAAAUUGACAAAACACAUGCAUAAAAUAAGACGGCAAUUGAACAUUGAUAAUAACUUAAAUAAAAUAAAAACCAGAUGAAUGAAAUUUAAUAAUUCAUAUAAAUUGCUAAAUAUACUACAAAUAAAACUGUUUUGUUUCAAUAAAAAAUAAAAAUGGAAGAAAGGGAUUCAACUUAACCUACUCUGUUUUUCCAUCAUAUUUCAAAACUAGUCCUUCAAUAUUGACUACGAUUGCACCAAUUAUAUUUUGAAGUUGUUAUAUAAUUAAAUAAUCUCUCAUAAUGAGCUAAAUUAAUUUACACAACUUAUUAUGUGCAUACAUUAUUCCUUUUCAACAAAAAUGCUAUGUUAUUUUAUGAAUAAGAUAGAGACAUGUCAAUGUUACUAGCGUAAAUAAGAAAUAAAGAUUUAAUAUUGUAAAUUAAAAAAAAAAGAUAAGAUCUUAGGGUUUGGCCAUUUAUAUUAUAAUUACAGUGAGAUGAUGUUUAUCAAAAUAAGCUAACUGCCACAUGGUUUAACAAAUAAAAAGAUUCAAAUUACAUUUUGAAAAUAAACAUUUUUUUAUAAAAAGUUAUUUAUGAUACAUAUCUUUUUGGACUAUGAUAAAUAAAAAUAGACAUAUUUAGAUACUGUAAUUUAUUUUAAUGUUUGUUAAUAACGUAUGAUUAUUAUAUUACUUAGUAAUAUUUAGAGCAGAGUAACUAUAUUUACAUUGACGUAUUAUUGAUUAUAAAAAGAAUGAAUCAAGAUCAUACUUCCAGUUAUAACAAGAGUAAAGGAAUAAUAAAAUUUGUCACUUAACCAGUUAAUUAAUUUUACAUAAUAACGAAUAAGUGAAAAAUGAAAUUAAUAAAAAAAUUUUUUAAAAAUAAUAUAUUUGAAAUUUUGGAUAAAAAAUUUAACAUUGAUACUUAUAUACAUAAUGAAAAUAAUAAAAUAAAAAUUUGCUAAGAGUUUAUGAACAAUAAUUUUUGGAAUUUAAUAACAUUUAUUUAUUUAAUUUAAAAUUAAGGUGUUUAUUAAACUAUUUGACCAAAUCCAUAAGACCAUUAUUUUCUACAAUUAGAAUAAAACUUUUUUUUUUUUUCAAUAAACAUGGCUACAAAUCGGAAGGAAAUUAGUAAAUGGACUAUACAUUUACUUAAUAAUGCCUUUGAAAUUAUCACAGGCGAUAUUAGGCAAUGUUAUUCAGAAUAGGAACAAGUAUUUUCAAUUAAAAAAAAAAAAAAAAAGAAAGAAAGAAACCCUUUCAAAUUUUUAAAGAAAUAUUUAAGGGAUAAAUAGUGAUGAUCUUCAAAAAAGUUAAAAUUAUUAAGCUUCACGUUUUGGAAGAUGUAGUCUAUUUCGAGAAUAAUUGAAAAGCAACAAUAACUUAAAGUUAUAGAAACCAUCGCAUUACAUUACACGUACAAGUUUACACAACCUUUGUUAAAAUGUUAGCCAUCCUUUUCUUUUUUACAAUUAAUUAAAUUGUUAAAAAUAUAAUAAAUAUAGACUAUAAUUUUAGUCUUCUAUUCGUAAACAUCACAAUAACAAGAAAUAAAAUAAAUAAAACAUAACAAUUCCAAAAUACAUCAGGGCUACAAGUUAAUAUACACGCUAACUCGAACAUGAUCUCUGCUCGACAAGAUCCAACAUACAUAUUAUUAUACAUCUUGUUUGUACAUUGUGGUUAACAUUUGUGAUGUGUCAUAUUAACGGUUAAAAUUUUACUAGAAACGCCAUCACUUAACCAUCUGUACCCCUAAGGUAAACCUCGUCGAACAUAUCUAAUUCUUUGAUAACGUAAGAUGCCUUGUUCCUCAAGACUUUGGCUGAGUUUGCGGCUUCUUCUAGCCUCAAAAGCUCCUUCUCGAGGGCUUUCAUAUCAGUACCCAUUUCCGUUGUGGCUUCAUCUACUAGGUGGCAAAGUCUGGCAAAAGUACUAGACAAUUCUCUGGAA